CCUCCUCAGCAACCUCAGUCUCCCCAGUACAGUCCGCUUCUAACCCUAUGCAGGCUCUCUCUGCUCCACAGCCAUUUCCUCCUCCUACUUUCUCUUCAGCCGCACUUACAUCCCAUGCAUAUACAUUCCAUCAACCCAGCAUCCCUUCCUCCUCUCCGGCUCCUAUCUCUGCUGCUCCUUCCCUCCCGGCCAUCUCAGCUGCUCCUCCACCCGCACCAACCACGGCAGCCGCUCAGACAGCACAAACAACAGCGGGCCCCAGCAGCUCCACGAGUUACACCCAACCUGUUCCUCCUCUUUCUUCUUUCCACCCUCCCUGUCUCCUCCCCUACCCCCCGGCUCCCCACGACCCGCACUCUAGCAUUACCCGUACUACAGCACCUGCACCUCCUUAUCCUACAGCCUUACACACGGCCAGCCUCGGCCUUUUCCUGGCUCCCACAUCUCCAUCCAGCAGCUACACCCUGGCCACCGCCCAGCCACCAGUGCGCCCCCUAGCAUCCGCCCGGCCCUCCCCCGUGUCUCCCACCCUCAGGCAGCAGAUCCUAACCGGUAAUUACAUUGAUCUCACUCAACUCAUUCACCCUACAUCAAUUAAUCCUCACAUCCCCAGGGAACUGCUCACCUCAUUCGGCCCCUCGGAACUUAAACAGCCACUUCCUGCUCGCUCCAAGGACCUCACAGUCGCCGAGUUCGCUUUUGCGUUCUCAUUGUAUAGAGACAUAAUUUGUUCAGCCUUCCCCGACCGCAGGUCCGAGCUCGAUGAUUACUUGUCAUUAAUUCUUGACCUGGCCUUGCGUUUCGGCGGCAACGGUUUCUAUACCUAUCAUAUCCUCUUCGCCUCCCAAGCCGCCGGUCGCCUCCAACAGUUCAACCAGGGCACGUACUGGGGAACAUUGGACCACGAGCUAUACUGCCAAGUUUUCGCAGCUCGCGCUUCUCUGCACUGCGAAAUGUGCGGCGCCCCUUCCCAUCCCGCCGCAGCAUGCACCCUCUCCGCCCCCCUGCCCCGCGCCUCGGUAACAGACAAGCGAAGCCCAGCCAUGCCACACUACUUGCCAUCGGUGGCUCCCCCACCAUCCAUCACCCCCAAACCUGCCUUAGAUCACCCGUCCAUCCUCGGCCCCCUCCCCAAAGGCACGGACAGGAGAGGGAGACCUGUCCUCUACCAGGGAGGACGGAUGAUCUGCAAUAACUUCAACGACCUCAGUUGCAGCUCCUUCAGCUGCAAAUUCCUCCACACUUGUUCAUUCUGCGGGGGAGCCCACGCCAGAGCCACAUGCCCACACAACCCGACAAAGCAACAGCUGUAGUCAGCCCAAUCGGAGUGGCAACCAGGAAGUACUCUGGGAAAAAGAGGCUCAUCAUCGACCUCUCGUCCCCCCACGGUUCCACUGUUCCAAGCAUUAACAGCCUGAUUCCCAGCCUGGACUUUUCCAUGCAAUACGCCACUAUAGACCACGCCAUUUCCCUCAUCCGACUCGCGGGCCAGGGAGCAUGGUUGUCCAAGGCGGACAUCACAAGCGCUUUCAAAGUCCUCCCCAUCCACCCCGACUACUGGCACCUCUUCGGGGUCUCCUGGAAGGGCGCAUACUAUUUUGCCGUGCGUCUAACCUUCGGCUGCAAGAGCAGCCCAAAAAAUUUUCGACUCAUUGUCCGAAGCCCUCUGCUGGAUUCUUUCCAACAAUUAUAAACUCCCAUACGUCAUCCACCUACUUGACGACUUCCUCACGGUCACGCCACCGUCUUCGCCCCCGUCAUACGGUCUCACCACAAUGAUUUCCGCAUUCACUGAUCUCGG
Thunnus maccoyii (southern bluefin tuna) is the source of this 1801-nucleotide messenger RNA. Its product is annotated as RNA-binding protein 12-like. The coding region runs from base 48 to 1313 and encodes 421 amino acids. The transcript is spliced from 2 exons. The record is from RefSeq and is a predicted model, not a curated record. Lineage: Eukaryota; Metazoa; Chordata; Actinopteri; Scombriformes; Scombridae.